CUUGGACAGGUUGGGUUUGGUUAAGGGUCAAAUCUGGCCUAAUCCAACCCAAAAAGUACCUAAAGGGAAGCUCAAUUCAACCCUACUCUGAAUUGCAUGAGCUUGAACUACAAAAUUUUCAACCCAAACACGAAUUGGAAGGGGUUGAGUCAGGUUCGGUUGAUUUAAGCUAGAUUGAAGUUAGGUUCAAUUUGGAGCUUUGUUCUGAAUAUACAGUUAAGUUUGUGUUUUGUCAGGUUGAAGCCCUUAAUGCUGGUAAUGUUCAGACAGGUUUGGGUUCAGAACUAGGCAUGUCAAACUGUUAAUUGUCCAGGUUAUUCUGGGACCCCAGGCUUGAUUUCAUUCCACGGUUAAAGCCUUGAUCCCAGCUCCACCUAGCUUAAAGCAGGCCACUUUAACCAGCAAAAUAGCUAAUCCUAACCCACUCCAAUUCAGUAUUAAAACUAACCACUUCAACUCGAACUGAUCUGACUUUACAAGUUUAAAUCCAAAUAUUAUAUGGUUGGGUUGAGUGCGGUUAGGUUGAUUUGAGCCAAGUUUGAAAAAAAAGAAUGUAUUUUGGUCAAAAAUAUGAACUAGGUCAAGCAAGGUUCGCCAUCUCUGUACCAAACCAUGUGCUAGUAUCAUCCUUGUUACUGUGUUAGUAUGCUUGGUACGGGAGAUAGUUUUGGCAUACCAACACUCGGUAUGCCUCCUAUAUUGCAAAUCGCUCGGUACCAAUAUAGUAUAUUACACGGUCAAGUACGCACCGGUACUGACUGGUACGGAAAAACAUGAGCUUGAGAUUGCAUCAAGUUGGAGCCUGGGGCCAAGCUCAAAUUAUACAUAGUUCAUUUUUUUGAACCAAAAUUUUAAGCAUAGGCCUCGCUUGAACUCAUUCGCAUUUUUUCAAAUAGUAAAGGAAAAGUUGACUCAUUUGAGUUUCAAGGUUUUUGUUCAGAGUCAGGCCCAAGGAACUGAUGUCUUAGCCUAGAAAUAAAGAAUAAAGAUGAUCAUGAAAGUAUGGAUCAUUUAUUAACUUGAUCUUCAAAUACCAUAUCUGAAUCAAGGGAAUUGAGAAAAUCAUGAAGAUAGAUGAAAAUGCUUAUGUUGACGGGGGAUAAAAAGAAAGAGUCAGUAAUGCAUAGCAGCCAAAAAUUGAUGGGAAUCACCUGAGACACCAAAUGCACAGGAAAAUUGGAAGCAAUAAAAUGUCUUCAAGAAUCUCAUCAUGCAUCCCAGGCUUUUGUACAGUAUAUGUUGUGUUGAAAGGAAAAUUGUUAUCUGUGCGUGCAUCAACGACAGUGGUAGAUGAUAUGACAAAUGAAGAAAACAUUUCAAGUACUUCUCGAAGCUUCUCAAGCCUGUCUUCCAGUGCAAGAUCAGAAUGGACAGACACAGAUAUAACAAGCUCUUCUCUUCAUCAUGCAUCUCUACCAAUUCAGCGUAACCAAGCUCUUGCAAAUAUAAAUAGCAAUUUUGUCAAUAUGGGGGCCAGCCCUUCUGAUACCCUUCAUACCAGGAGUAUAUCUUUAUUUACUGAUGAUGAUUUCAUUAGUUCCAGUUCCAUUGUGACAGAAACACAAUGUGAUAAUAGCAUGGUUUCUAGUUACAGAAGCUUCCAGACAGAUAAUCAGUUGCACAGUCCUGAUCAGGCAUCAACAUCUGAAGUUAGAACUGAUUCCUCAGUCCCUGGAAAUCAGGUUGAUGUUAGUUUUGAGCUUGAAAAGCUGAGAGUUGAACUUAGGCAUUUCCAGAAGCUUUGUGUGGUUGCUCGGAGUGAAUCAAAUGAUGCUUCUCAGCAAUUGCAUGAAUUAACUGCACGGCGGAUGGAGGAAGAGAUUAAACUUAAAGAGAUAGAAUUAAGAGAACAGAUGGUCAGGGAAUUGGCAAGACAAGAAAGGGAAAAACGUGAAACAGCAGAAAGGGAAUCUAAAUUUAUCAAGGAAUGUGCUGAGAGGGAAGUGUUGCAUAGAAAAGACUCGGAGAAUAAUGCUGCUCGUGAAGCCAAUGAGAAGCAACGGCUAGAGAAGGCCCUUGCAUGUAAUGAUGAACCAUACAAGAAGUACACAUGGGAGGAAAUAGAAUCUGCUACAUCAUCAUUCUCUGAUUGCCUUACAAUUGGGAGGGGAGCUAAUGGUAUAGUUUAUAAGGGUAGCUUCCAUCAUACAACUGCAGCAGUGAAAGUUCUCCACUCCAAUGAGGGUCAUGGAACCAUGCAAUUCAAACAAGAGCUUGAGAUUCUCAGUAAAAUUCAUCACCCGCAUUUGCUGCUGCUUCUUGGUGCCUGCACUGAGCGUGGUUGCCUGGUCUAUGAAUACAUGGAAAAUGGAAGCCUAGAUGACAGGUUGCAAUGCAAAGAUAAUACAGCCCCUCUUCCAUGGUUCCACCGGUAUAGAAUAGCUUGGGAAGUUGCCUCAGCUCUAGCUUUCCUUCACAAUUCAAAGCCAGAACCUAUCAUUCAUCGGGAUCUCAAACCAGCAAAUAUUUUGCUUGAUCGUAACUUCGUGAGCAAGAUUGGUGAUGUUGGUCUCUCGACAUUGCUUCCUGCGGUGAAUCUUCCGAUGUGUACAAUGAUUAAGGACACGACUCCCGUUGGAACAAUGUUCUACAUCGACCCUGAGUAUCAAAGGACUGGUUUGGUCUCCGCAAAAUCAGAUAUCUAUGCUUUAGGGAUGGUAAUCUUGCAGCUGCUGACAGCAAAACCACCUAUGGGGCUGACCCUCAUUGUGGAAAGAGCAUUAGAAGAAGGAAACUUGAUGGAGGUUUUGGAUCCUGGGGCUGGGCAAUGGCCUUUAGAGGAGACUCAGGAGUUGGCUCUUCUUGGUCUAGGCUGUGCUGAACUGCGGCGCAAGGACAGACCUGCUUUGAAGGAACAAGUUCUUCCUUUGCUAGAGAAAUUGAAAGUGAUUGCGGACAAGGCCCAUGUUUGCGCAUCGCAUACCCCAUCUGCCCCUCCUAACCAUUUCAUUUGUCCAAUUCUUCAGGAGGUGAUGAAUGAUCCCUGUGUUGCAUCUGAUGGGUAUACGUACGAUCGUAAAGCAAUUGAGAUAUGGCUUGGCAUGAAUGACAAGUCUCCGAUGACAAAUUUACAGUUGCCUAAUAAGAACCUUAUACCCAAUCAUUCUCUUCGGUCUGCAAUUAUGGACUGGAAGUCUAGGUCUCAAUGAUGCAAUGUGAGACCCAUCUACUCCUUUUUGUAAAAUUAAACCAAUUAUCUCAUCUUUCAUUGAAUUCCUUGUGUAUUGCAUGGUCAAUGAUUCAAGCCUACUUUAGCACAGAAAUUGUGACAUCCCAUCUUUUAUGUUGCAUUGGCGUGAUCUAUACAGCUGAAACAAAGUGUCGACAUUGGGGAUACAAUAUUACAGGUCAGAGAAAUGGAAAGGGACAGUGAUAUGAAGGUUGAGAUAUUUAGUUACAUGGAUUAUUGCAGAUAGAUUUAGCUUGUACUGUCUGGUAAGCUACUUUCGUAGUCUUAUAGAUAACUGAAAGCAUGGAAAAAUACUAUAUAUUUGGGACAGAUUUUUGUUGAUUAUAUUGAAGGUACCUUAUGGUUCUGAUAUGUACAGUUAAAA
This is a messenger RNA of Phoenix dactylifera (date palm), 3554 nucleotides long. The record is from RefSeq and is a predicted model, not a curated record. Lineage: Eukaryota; Viridiplantae; Streptophyta; Magnoliopsida; Arecales; Arecaceae.